Molecule: messenger RNA, 858 nt
Organism: Aspergillus novofumigatus IBT 16806
Lineage: Eukaryota; Fungi; Ascomycota; Eurotiomycetes; Eurotiales; Aspergillaceae
Product: putative ubiquitin-conjugating enzyme
Exons: 4
Coding region: 1-858 (285 amino acids)
Source: RefSeq, a predicted model, not a curated record
AUGUCCUCAUCCAGAUUACCGAAUAUCCCUGCUCUACGUAGACAACAACUUCUGCUUGAAUUUGCCAGCUUGAAACAUGCAGCUCCCCCGGGAAUCUACAUUUCCAUCACACCAGGCGAUCCUACCCUGUGGUCAGGCGUAAUAUUUGUGCGAUCGGGCCCCUAUGCCUCUGCCAUCCUCCGAUUCCAGAUCAGAUUUCCCGACUCCUAUCCCGAGCUUCCACCCCUCGUCACAUUUUCGACCGAUGUUUUCCAUCCGUUAAUUGUACCCCUUACUACAUAUACCUUCAGUACGGGCGCGUCGACCGAAGACCCUGUUAGCGCGACGGACGAGGAGCGACUACCCCCGAAGACAGGACGACUGUCAACAGGUUCAUCCAGGCCAGUGAGCGUGAAUGGAGCGAACGCUGGUGAAGGGGAGCCGGCAACGACGGAUGGCCUUUCUUCCCCUUCCUCACGUCAGCCCAAUGGUGCAGAGGAGGGCGACAAUCUCACCAAGGACAAAGGAACCGCUUCGGACGCAAGGAAAACGGUACCAGUAGCAGUGCUGAUUAACUAUAUCCGAUCAACGUUUGACGAUGAAAACGUGCUUGACUCCUUGCCUCUUGAAGCUGCGGGAAACCCAAGCGCGUGGCACGCAUGGAAGGCACACAGAAGAGAAAAUAGCGAAUCGGCGAGGCCCAACUCCAAACGAGGAAGUCCGCAGGCUCGGCUUCCUGGUGAUUGGCAUUGGGACGGAAUUUGGGCGAAGCGUGUUCAGCAUGAGAUUGAGGCGAGUCAUUCGGAUCAAAUGUUGUUUGGAAAUGCUGCUCGCGGGGCCACUGAUGAGAUGGUAUGUAUGCUUCGAUUCUCUCUAUGA